Dufourea novaeangliae is the source of this 690-nucleotide messenger RNA. It is a transcript of the gene Sting, whose product is annotated as stimulator of interferon genes protein. Gene Ontology annotation, molecular function: 2',3'-cyclic GMP-AMP binding; cyclic-di-GMP binding. Bases 25 to 690 code for a protein of 221 amino acids. Gene Ontology annotation, cellular component: endoplasmic reticulum membrane; autophagosome. Gene Ontology annotation, biological process: reticulophagy; positive regulation of type I interferon production; innate immune response. The transcript has a single exon. The record is from RefSeq and is a predicted model, not a curated record. NCBI's taxonomy places the organism in Eukaryota, Metazoa, Arthropoda, Insecta, Hymenoptera, Halictidae.
UUCUCGUUUGUGCUCCUGAAGAUUAUGAACUUCCUUAAAUGGAAAAGUGAACAUAUUUCUAUGAUUGAUGCGAUGCAGGGUCUGGAUUAUGGAACUGGUAUGGCAUUCAGUUAUUAUUACGGAUAUUUGAGACUUGUACUGCCUUCUACUGGUACUCUUCAUAAAGGUCUGGUAGAAAAAAUUGAGAACAUCGAAGAUAGCCAUAACAUAACGUUGGCUACUCACAAAUUAUUGAUUUUAAUUCCUUCGUCGUCAUAUAUUCCACCAGAUUUAAAAGAAGCUUCUUAUAAGUGGAUGGAAAGUGUAGUUGAGUUAGAAGAAGAACAACGCGAUCGAGCGGGAGUAAAGGGAAGGAAGUAUCGUAAUAAUGUGUAUAAAAUUUAUCAGAAUGGUGUGAGAUUAAAUUCCAAGCCUCUCUAUGUAGUGGCAGAGGGUGCUACACCUCUGGUAACAUUCUACGAAGUUCUAAAACAUAAUCAUACUGAGACGAAUGUCUACCAGAAGUAUAACAGAGAUAUUAUAAAAAGUUUCUAUAAAAAAUUGAAAUAUUUAAUAGAUAACGACCCAGAAUGUACAGAUAUCUGUGAAUUAAUUUAUUAUAAUGAUUAUAAUGAUAACGGUACCAAAGUUAAUGUUGCACAAGUUAUUAUAAACAGGUUAUCUCAAAUUUAUGGUCCAGAGCACACUUGA